Halteromyces radiatus is the source of this 1759-nucleotide messenger RNA. RefSeq lists its product as uncharacterized. Bases 36 to 1601 code for a protein of 521 amino acids. Lineage: Eukaryota; Fungi; Mucoromycota; Mucoromycetes; Mucorales; Cunninghamellaceae. The transcript is spliced from 7 exons. The record is from RefSeq and is a predicted model, not a curated record.
AUUUUUAUGGUAAAAAUAAAUUAAUUGUGUUUUUAAUGCUUGAAUAUUCAAAUCGUCAAAGUCCUGGAGAUCCAUCAUUUUGGCGAGUAUGUGAUCCUAUGACCAAUGAAUGUCAUUGUGAUUUUCGUAUGACUAUAUCAGAUUGUGUUGAAAGUGAAGCAUUAAAAAUUGUAAAUAUCUUUGACAUUGUUUGGUCUGGUGCUGCUACUGUUAUAGCUGGAGUCAUUUUAUAUUGGCGUUUAUUUCAUCGAAAUCAACAAAUACUUGAUUGUUCAAGUAGAAUACCUAGACCAAAACCAAUUGAAAGCAUGGCUGUGUUUGGUAUAUUAUUUAACGUCACUCGUAUUAUUCACGCAACUGUCUUAUUAACUAAUGUUGCCAAUAAUGCUAUCUUUCGUUCUUUUAUGUUUGAAUUACCUUGGCAAUUUGGUAUAACUGCUCUUUCCUGUUAUUUAUUUGGUGUUGCCAAUACUCUUUCUAAUAGUAGCAAUACUAUAUACAAGUCAUGGGUACGUUCUCAAACUCUUGUCGAUACCAUUUGUAUUACUAUGAUUACUUUACCUUAUAUUACUAUUAACCCUGUUGCCAUUACAGCUGGAUACUAUGCUCAAAGUGAAAACAAUGAACAAGCUAUUAUUUGGACAGAUACUAUUUAUUAUCUUUGGUUAAUAUAUACCUUCCUCUUAGGCAGCUUGAUUUUAUUUGCUGGUUUUCGUUUACUAAAACUUCUCAAUAAUCAUCUAUUGAUGCAGACCGAUCUUCGUGUCAAUAUUGCCAAAAUUAGAACUGGUGCGAUCAAGGUGAAAAUCAUUAUUGGUAUUGGUUGUUUCUGUUUAUGGGCUUUCACAGUAGGGAUUGCUCUCUAUGCUACUUCAAGAUAUGCAAUCAUGAGUAAUCCCAUUUAUACUAUUGCAUUGGCAACUUUUGCUUUAUUCAAUGGUCCUUUUGCUACUUCUGUUGUAGAGUUUGCUGUCCUACUGAAUCCUCAUAUGCUUCGUGGCCUUGCAAGUUUAUCAUUUGGUUCAUCAACUGGUUCACAAUCAUCACCAUCUGUCAUUGCUUUGGAUAGUCGACAACAACCACAACAAAAAGAAUUGACAAAUGAUGAAAGGAAAUAUGAUAUCACCAAUAUGACAACACCGGCUCAAUUGGAUCAAUGGAAUCGAUUCUUCACCAAAGACAUAAAUAAUGACACAACAUUGACAAAUGAUCACAACAAAUCCGAUAAUUAUACCUCUCAUAACAAUCUGGGUUAUUCUUUAUCAUCUUAUCCCACCAGUCCAUCGACUACAGAUAUUCCUUUUCCUGCAUCUACCUACCAGAAAUCAAUAGCACCGUUACACCAUCAUUCAAAUAUCGGUCAGAUCUCGGGUUCUAUAGGGUUUCAAGAUACCGACAGUCCAACUAUGUCCAAAGUGGAAGAGGAACAAUUUUACUAUAAUGCUAUGACCAAUCAAAUGCGAAUGCCUCCUCAUUAUUCUUCUUCUGAUGAUCGUCGAUUUACUGAUGGCAAUGGUUCUUUUACUUCAGAAAUUUUGGAUAGUUCAAGUAUUUCCGUCACCUAUUUAGUGGAUACACCCUAUACCAACAAAAUUCAUUGAUAUCUCUGUUUUUUUUUCUUAUUUAUUAUUUUUAUUUUUUUUAUAUAUGAUUUUUGUUUAAAUAGUUCUUAUGUCGUAUUUUUUUUUAUUUGUUUCUAUUAUUAUGUAUAUCUUUAUUGCUUUUAAUUAAUAAACUGGUGCUUCAUAUUAUAUUGUCA